GCGCACAUAGGUUUGAAGGGCGGUGCUGGACUCCACCGGAGUAGAUUCACACACGGGACGAUUAAAAAGUGAAGUUUCGCUAGUCAUCGCGGAAUCAAACAUGGCAUUGAAGACUUGCAACUACCUCAGAAAAUACACGCCAUAGUUUAAAUUUAGUCCAGGUUUGUGUUUCGUUUAAUUAUUGAGACUUUUUUUACUCUGAAAGGCUCGUGGUGUUUCAUGCUAACUGGAAGGACUCCACUCGGACUUCAGUCAUGGCUUUGAUAGCCACGGAGCAAGGCAGCAAAAUGAGCGGUUCGGCAAUCUAUGGAACAGUUGGACCCAGGAAAGACACAUUUCAUGCAAAAACGCAACCGAAAGAGGGAGAUUAUUCCACGGACGGACUGCCCAAAGCGUUUCUUCACAGCCUGCGGACCCUGUUUGACAUCCUGGACGACGCGGGUCGUGGUUACGUCCACAUAUCUGAGAUCGAGAGCCGCUGGCAAGGCGCUGACACUCGGGAGUUACCCGGCGGGGUGUUGAGCUGCCUCCGCCGGGUCACCCCUCCGCAUGGCUGCCUCACGUUCGAGCGCUUCGUGGCGGGGCUGCGCUACUCCAUGCUUAAUCCAGAGAACCGAUGUCAUCUGAAGGUGCAAGCGGCCGUCCCUCCACAGCCCGCCCCGAGGUCUGCAUGCAGCCGGGUGGAGAAUAAGGUACGCCCGCUGGGGCCGAGCAACGUGACCAACAUCCAGCCGCACCGUGCAUAUUCACUGUUGAGCCGGCCCAGACCGGAGGAGGGAGCGGGCCAUCCGGCGUGCGGUCCGGCAAGAUACGGUGCAGGAUAUGAAAGACCUGGUCGGAGUCUGGAACGGAUCCCGGCCCCUCAGGAGGCCGGUGUGCCUUACCGGGUGGAGCCGGGUCAGGUCUCGAAGGCACCCCAGCAGCAGCAGAGCCGGGUGAGGUCCAUCGAGUCGCUGGCCCUGGAGUCACCACAGCUACAAGGGUCAAGUGUUGCCAAAACUAAUUUACCCAGAUCCCAAAGCGAGUCCAUGACGGGCUUCAGCGGAGUCUCCAGGCGACCCAAUCGCGGACGGGAGGAGCAGAGGCGCCACACAAUCACCAAUGGAGUGGACUACGAAAUGCUGAAGCAGAUGAAGGAGCUGGAGCAGGAGAAGGACUCCUUGCUGGCGGGCCUGGAGGUGGUGGAGCGUGCCAGGGACUGGUACCAGGGCCAGAUCCAUAAUGUCACUGAGAGACAGCGGCAGGUGGGGCAGAAUUCCCAAUGCACGGACUUUUUCACUGAAGCCAACCAGAGUCGCAUCAACAUCCUUAUUCCCAAACUACAGGAAGUCAACCGGUGCCUCAAUGAUCUCAUUUGCUGCACUGGAAUGUCGUCCUUCCCUUCCAGUGGCGGUCAGACGGCAGGGCACUCCACCACCCCGCAGCCUCCGGUUCCUGCUCCACCACAAGCCAUCCUGAGACUGAAGGACCAGAACAGACUCCUCACACAGGAGGUGACAGAGAAGAGCGAGCGCAUCGCCCAGCUGCAGCAGGAGAAGUCGGCGCUGAUCAAGCAGCUAUUUGAGGCGCGUUCGCGCAGCGUCCAGGACACCAGCACCAUGGACUCCACCUUCAUCUGACCUCUGUGAGACUCGACGUCGUUGUUUACCCGACUGACCCUCUGUGGCAGCCAUGCACCUUUUUUUUUUUACACCCCUUGACUGCAAUUUGUAACGCCUCCACUCCACACUCCGAGCUCUCCAAAGAUUCUAUACUCCAUUUUUUUUUUUUAAAGUUUGGGUUUUUCAUCUAAAACAAAGUUUACUCUUCCACCUAUCAUACAAAUUAGACUCUGGUUGGAGUUUCUUUUCGUAAAACAGCAAGGUUUUUAUAUUCAAGUAGCAUGUUCGAUGUUUUUGUGCGAGAUGAUGACGGUGGUGUGAGAAGUUCAACCUCCAAGCUAACGUUGAUGGAGAGGCCGAGAAGAGAGAUUGGAAAGUUUGCACGCCGAGGAAAGCGGAAUCCACUCGUUUGGGAAAGGUUUCAAAACAACUUUUUGGCUCUUUUCAUAAUGCCAAUUUUUCCUUUUUUGUCCUCUUUGUGACUGCAUGGCCCACAAUGUUGAACCUUUGGAGAAAUGUAGCUAAUCGUGUAGCCCUCCAAUACUUUUAUCAGAAACGAUUUAGCUAUUUAGUUUGUUUCUGACAGUAAAAAAAAAAUAUUAAUAAGCUGUAAGUGUAUACAAGCAAGGUACUGCUGGGAUGUCAGCAUAUAACAGUUAUGAAGCGCUGAAUGUUAAUUUUUUUUUGCUGCUCAAAGUACAUAAUGUGAGUGAAACGUUUUCCCCCUCCCAUCUGCUUUCUAUCACAAGUACUUCAACUAUGAAUGAAAUGUAAAAUAAUAAAUACGAGUAAACAGGGUAACAAA
Molecule: messenger RNA, 2406 nt
Organism: Syngnathus typhle (broad-nosed pipefish)
Lineage: Eukaryota; Metazoa; Chordata; Actinopteri; Syngnathiformes; Syngnathidae
Gene: sapcd2
Product: suppressor APC domain containing 2
Exons: 6
Coding region: 255-1619 (454 amino acids)
Source: RefSeq, a predicted model, not a curated record